AUGAAUUGGGUCUGUACAGCUUGUAAGACCGGCGGACGACGAGCGGUCCAGCCACAGAAGCUCAGAAGAACUUUCGCAGUCUCCUCGGCCGCCCAUAGCCCCCUUCCCAAGCCCCGGUUGGACUACAAAUACGUUCGCGACAAUGCGGAAUUAGUCGAGAAGAACUGUGUAGAUCGAAAUUUCGCAAAGGCAGCACCGAAUGUGGCAAAGCUCGUUGCGUUCUACGAUGAUUUUACCGAGAAGACAAGGGGAUUGAACAACAUGCUCCGACAACGAAAUGCGUUAACGGAUCGCAUCAAAGCGGCUCCCAAUGGCAAAAAGAAGGAACUAGUACAGGAAGCCAGCAAGCUUAAAGCGCCCAUUCAAGCGCAGGAGCAAGCAUUACGGGAUACAGAAGCACAACUCCUCAACACAGGAUUGACGCUACCCAACACGACCCACCCCUCCGCACCCCUCGGCCCCGAAGAAAACGCAAUAACUGUCGAUCUCCUCAACCCCUCCUCCAAGCUUGACACUCCUAACCUCAAGGACCACGUCACCAUCGCGCAGGACCUGGACCUCGUCGACUUCACCGCCGCAUCCCGAGUCUCAGGUGGCUCAUGGUACUACCUCAAAAAUUCCGCAGUCCUCCUCGAACAGGCCCUCAUCAACUACUCCCUCCAAAAAGCGAUCUCAAAGGGUUUCAUGCCAGUGAGACCACCCGAUGUCGUGAGAACUGAAGUCGCUGCGGCAUGUGGAUUCAGACCCAGAGAGGGCGCGGCAGAUGACCAGACAUACCGCGUCUCACACGGAUCAGCUGACAAUACUGUCGACCUCUGCCUAGCCGGAACCGCCGAAAUUCCCCUCGCAGGUCUCGAAAUCGACACCAUCUUCCCCGAAUCAUCCCUCCCCCGCCGCGUCGUCGGUGUCGGCCGCGCUUUCCGUGCGGAAGCAGGCGCAGGCGGACUCGAUGCCAAGGGCCUCUACCGUGUGCACGAGUUCACCAAGAUCGAACUCUUUGCGUGGACAGAACCCCACGCAUCAGACGCCAUGCUCGAGGAAAUCCGCACACUUCAGGAGGAAAUCGUCUCAGAACUUGGCCUCCACGCCCGUGUCCUCGACAUGCCGACCCACGAACUCGGCGCAUCCGCAUACCGCAAAUACGAUAUCGAAGCUUGGAUGCCUUCCCGUGGCUGGGGUGAAGUAUCCUCUGCUUCGAAUUGCACAGACUACCAGGCACGGAGGUUGAAUACGAGAUAUAGGACGCAGGAUGGGUUGAAGUUCGUACAUACGCUGAAUGGAACGGCCGUUGCGGUGCCAAGGAUGAUUAUUGCGAUUUUGGAGAAUGGGCAGACGGAGGAUGGGAGAGUGAGGAUUCCUGAGGUGUUGCGGCCGUUCAUAGGUGGUGCGGAGUUCAUUGAGAAAAGGUAA
Messenger RNA from Saitoella complicata NRRL Y-17804, 1410 nucleotides. RefSeq names its product seryl-tRNA synthetase. Gene Ontology annotation, molecular function: tRNA binding; ATP binding; serine-tRNA ligase activity. The transcript is spliced from 2 exons. Gene Ontology annotation, biological process: mitochondrial seryl-tRNA aminoacylation. Gene Ontology annotation, cellular component: mitochondrion. The record is from RefSeq and is a predicted model, not a curated record. Bases 1 to 1410 code for a protein of 469 amino acids. NCBI's taxonomy places the organism in Eukaryota, Fungi, Ascomycota, Saitoellomycetes, Saitoellales, Saitoellaceae.